AUGGUGGAUUGUAUGAUAAAAGCAGGUACAUCAAAAAAUCAUGCUCAACAAUUAGCCAAUGUUUUGGUAGCAGCUGAUAUACAAGGACAUUAUAGUCAUGGAUUAAAUCGAUUAGAUAUGUACGUUCGAGAUAUAAUGGAAGGUAUAUGCAUGAAAGAUGGCACUCCGAAAAUUCUAAAAGAGAAUGCUGCAAGCGCAUGGGUUGAUGGAAAUAAUUUACUUGGUCCAGUGGUUGGAAAUUUUUGCAUGGAUAUAGCAAUUAAAAAAGCUAAACAAGCAGGUGUUGGUUGGGUGGUUGCUAAAGGAUCAAAUCAUUUCGGAAUUGCCGGAUGGUACAGUAGACGUGCAAUGAAUGAAGGACUUUUGGGUAUGGCAUUUACAAAUACAUCACCGAUCAUGUAUCCGACUAGAUCAAGUUCAGCGGCACUUGGAACAAAUCCUAUAACAUUUGCUGCUAAAGCUAAAAAUGAUACUUUUGUACUUGAUAUGGCUACAACUACUGCUGCUAUUGGAAAGGUUGAGAUAGCAGCCCGAAAAGAACAAACUGUUCCAGAUACAUGGGGUGUUAAGAAAAACGGUCAUGUUAGUAAUAAUCCUGCGGAAAUAUUAAGUGGUGGUGGUCUUUUACCUCUUGGUGGAACUGAAUCAACCGGUGGCUAUAAAGGAUAUGGUCUCGGUGCUUUAGUAGAAAUCAUUUGUAGUAUACUUGGUGAUGCACAAUGGGGACCGCAUGUACGAAAAUGGAUGUCAACAACAUCUGUUGCUAAUUUAGGACAAUGUUUUAUUUCUGUUAAUCCGGAUGGUUUUGCACCAAAUUUUGAAAAUCGUUUACAAGAAUUCAUUGAUUCAAUGCGAGGACUAAAACCGGUUGAUAAUAAACGAGUAUUAAUAGCUGGUGAUCCAGAAAAAGAACACACAGCUUUGGUGGAAAAAUACGGUGGUAUACCGUAUCAUCAAAAUCAAAUUACUCAUGCGGAAGAAUUAGCAAUGACAUUGGGCGUACAAGCAAUGACUGUAAAGAAUGUUGCAUGA
Cercopithifilaria johnstoni is the source of this 1032-nucleotide messenger RNA. Lineage: Eukaryota; Metazoa; Nematoda; Chromadorea; Rhabditida; Onchocercidae. The record is from the annotation of a GenBank genome assembly.